This is a messenger RNA of Trichoderma virens Gv29-8, 546 nucleotides long. RefSeq lists its product as uncharacterized. The coding region runs from base 63 to 293 and encodes 76 amino acids. The record is from RefSeq and is a predicted model, not a curated record. The transcript has 3 exons. Lineage: Eukaryota; Fungi; Ascomycota; Sordariomycetes; Hypocreales; Hypocreaceae.
CUUUCGCAACGCCAAUCCCCCAGCAGCGUCCUCGCCCGCCCAAACUCGGCAAUCCAUCCACCAUGUCUUCUCCCCUCUUCUGGUCGCAGCCCCUCAAGUACUGCGCCUGGGCUGCCCGCGAGCGUCCCGCCUACUUCUGGUCCGUCGUCGUCGGUGCCGCCGGCCCUGCUCUGAUGCCCAUCGUCCCUCCCAUCCGCCACAUGCUCGGCGACAUCGACCCCGCGCCCAUCCCCGUCACCUAUCCCGUUCCCGCUGGUCCCCGAAAACAGCUGACGGGCUAUGACGACAAAUAAACGCUGCUCGAGCCAAGACGAGGUCACUUUUUAGCCAAUCGGGGGAAUCUGCAUCAAAAGCUAUGAAAUACAAAGCUCAGGCCGGAAUUGCAGAUGCAGCAAGUCCCUGUAUAUACCUUACACACAACCACGGCGUUAUUCAUCAUCCAAUGUAAAACAUACGAAGAGGGAGGCCAUGGAAGCCGCAAAAGAGCAGGGCAUUUACAGACUCUAAAUUCAACAAUUGAUGCAAAUUACAAAAUCCUCCUUCUUG